This is a messenger RNA of Histoplasma capsulatum G186AR, 3138 nucleotides long. RefSeq names its product bacteriodes thetaiotaomicron symbiotic chitinase. NCBI's taxonomy places the organism in Eukaryota, Fungi, Ascomycota, Eurotiomycetes, Onygenales, Ajellomycetaceae. The record is from RefSeq and is a predicted model, not a curated record. Bases 1 to 3138 code for a protein of 1045 amino acids. Gene Ontology annotation, biological process: carbohydrate metabolic process. Gene Ontology annotation, molecular function: hydrolase activity, hydrolyzing O-glycosyl compounds; chitin binding. The transcript is spliced from 5 exons.
AUGCCACCUGCUCAAAAUCUCGACCGUGCAAGCUGGGUUGCUGUAGCAAAUACGGCAUUUGUGGGUUUGGACAUGAGUUUUGUUCCCCGGAGAAGUGUAUCUCGACGUGUGAUGCUAAGUCGGAAUGUGGCAUUCAUGCUCCGGGACCUCUACGAAGGGGCGCACCUCAAUUAUGGGUUUGCUCAGAUCAACCCGAAAGACAAUACGCUGACUUCAAUGCACCACUAUGACGAGAAAUUCUACCGCGUGUUUACAGACUUGAAAAAGCAAAAACCGUCUUUGAAGUGUUUUAUUUCAAUAGGCGGAUGGGAUGCCGGCGGCAAGGUCUUUUCUGAUAUGGCGAAAUCCGAGGAUUCUCGGAAAGUAUUCAUUUUCUCGGUGAUCGACUUCAUGAAAAAAUACGGUUUCGAUGGUGUUGAUAUCGACUGGGAGUAUCCAGUGGCUGAUGACCGGGAAAUAUCAGCAGGUCUAGAUCUUUUAUGGAGAAAUUCUGUCCCCCCAGAAAAGGUUUCUCUAGGCCUAGCAUUUUACGGCAGGUCAUUCACACUAGCGGAUCCUAGCUGUUCAACUCCGGGCUGCCCUUUUAAAACGGUUGACAAUGAGACGGCCGGUGGGGCUCAGCCAGGGCUAUGUACUCUGAACAGCGGCACACUAUCCAAUUACGAGAUCAAUAGGGUUCUGAAGGAGCAAUCCCCGGAGGUCAUUUACAACAAAGCAUCUGGAGUAAAUUGGAUUUCAUGGGAUAAAGAUCAAUGGGUUUCGUAUGAUGAUGGGAGAACGUUAAAGCAGAAGGCAGAUUUUGGGAACAAGCUAUGCUUGGGGGGAACAUUUGCCUGGGCCAUUGAUCUUGGGGGCCCUGGCACAUUAAAAAAUCCGAAUGACUUGAGCGCGAACGAUACUGUACUUGAUGGUGCUGACCCGGAUGGUAGAGAUAGUGGGUCUGGUGAAGUCUAUAUUUCUCCAGAGAUUUUCAAGAAACAAGAUCCAAUCAUCGCAUGCGUACCCCCUUGCACCUUUAUUAUGCCUCCUAUCUCCUUUUCUACUCCCACUACGAUCUCCCUCCCUCCUUAUACAACAUCUUUAGAAGUUGUUUGGCCAACUACACAGUUGGUUACGCUUCCCGGAGGUUCAAUAUCAGCUUCUACAGGUCUGGCAAGGACAGUCCAAACGACGACACUUACAAUCCCUCCUAUUACGACUUCAGAGAUCAAUUUAUGGAACUGGAAAGUUACUGAUCUCAAUGCCUCAAAAGCAUCAUAUUCGCUUAUAAGCAGUAUCCUUCCUCCUCCGUUUGUGAUUACUGAUAGCAUCCCGCAAGACUGGUUGCAGAGCAAUCACCCGAAACAAACUCCGGACAGUGGCAACCUUGGGACGACAAACGACAAAGCAGGUAAUACAUGGCAUUCGACAACCGGAUCUGAUAAUCCUUUCCUCAUCGGGGUCAUGGGAGGCAAUACCCAAACACCUGGCAAACCGCAGCCAACACAUGAAUCCGACGACACCCACCAGCACCAAACAACCGAAGGACACGAUAAAGGCCAUGUAGUAGCCUCCAUCAGUGAUGAUUCAAUACUCAUAUCCCACCUACCUGCUGGAAUAAUCAAGCCACCUGUGAUGACACGGACAGUUACUCCGCCGCCGUUUCCUUAUACCACAGAAACUGAACACCAUGACAAAAAUCCCGACACCACAAAAGCUAAGAAUGACAACAAAACGCCAUUGCCCAUUGUUUCUUUUACUAAAGGCCCCCCUGAUCCACUUUGUACCUCAAAUUGUGGAAAGAAAUGUAAGGGUCAAUUUUGCGAUGGACCCUGUGAGCAGAAUUGCGGCGAUGGAAAAGACUUCUUUUCCGAGAAUGAGACGGCGAAACCUAAAAACACUCAAAAGUGCAGGGGUCCAGACUGCAAGAAUGGCAAAUGCACGGGUUUAUUAUGUAUCAAUUUCGGCUGCUCUGGACUUGAUUGCCUGGACGGCAUUUGCUGGGGUCCUAGAUGCGUUAUCACCUGGUGUGGCGGGCCGAAAUGUAUACCAAAAAUAGGCGGCUGUAGUGGCCCUGGUUGUAAACCAAGUGGGUGUCUUGGGUUAGACUGCGACAGCAAAACAGGUCGAUGCUUUGGUCUAAGAUGUAUUGGAUUUGGUUGUGAUGGCCCCGAUUGCGAUAAUGGGAGCUGUAAGGGUCCACGGUGCUGGCCGCUUACAUGUGAAGGAGAGGGUUGCCACUCAGGAUUCUGCACUGGGCCCAAGUGCAAGAUAGGAAAAGACGGUUGUGAUAAGGCCCAAACUGUUCCUCGAUGUACAGAGCUAGUUUCCAAAAUUCAGACCAGGCCAGACAGAUCUGAAUAUUUUUCAACCACACAGACCGGAUGUCGCACGAUCACAGCAUGCUCUGCCCAACCCACAACUAUCACUACUACCACUACCGUCAAAAAGCCUUCCAUAAACACCGCUACGGGCAUGACAAUGACCGCACCAGACACUCCAGAGCAUUAUAUGGCCCUAGCGCAAUAUCUUGUGUAUCAAAUGCAAAGCCGCGAUGCUACCCGGAUGUUCUUUGAGCCGGAGAUAAUAACGCCAACAACUACAACUACAGUGAAACCAAAGAAAACUGCCCUUCCAGGGUUAAAAUGUUUUGAUUCAGGCAGCACUUCUCACCGCUCAGGGAUGAUUCGAGCGAUCGAAGGCUUCUGUAAUGGCAACAAAGGUAUAACGAUUCGAAAGAUAGAUGGCCAGUUUACAGAGUAUUAUGGCGCAAGAUGUUUCGGUCCAGGGGCGUGCUGGGUUGAGAAUAAGAUUUCUGUGGAGUUAAUCAAUGGCUGUGAGCCAUUCAAACUCGAUGGUGGGGGGCCUGGAGAUACGUGCGGUUACUCUUUCAGACAAACUGUUGAUAAAUGUGAUCAAACGCAAACAAGUUUCAAACAAGGAGGCAUAUACACAACUGAUUGCGCGCGCUGGAUACUAGACCCUGGCAUCGUCGCGCCGGGAGGGCCAAAAAUCAGAUAUCCCCUGUUGAACGGCACCGAUUAUGCAAAUACCUCUAUGACAAACAACACUAGAUUCUGGAGAUCCUUCAAUCACGGCUCGGCCGACGUCGCUCCAAAACAAAAUGGCUCAGCUAUGAACCGACUCCAAAAGCAUUAG